AUGCCAGAAGUCUACACAACAGACCACUCAGCCUCAGUGCUCCGCACCCACAGCUGGCGUACCGUGUCCAACUCAGCUCCGCACCUACUGCCACAUCUAAAGCCGAAUCAAGACAUCCUAGAUGUGGGCUGCGGCCCAGGAUCAAUCACCAUUUCCCUAGCCAAGCACGUACCGACCGGCCAUGUAACAGGGGUGGAAUACGUUACAGACCCACUUGAAGGCGCUCGCUCACUAGCGAAAGCCUCAGGCGUCACGAACACCACAUUCCAAGAGGGCAAUAUCCACGCACUCCCAUUCAAAGAUGAUACGUUCGACAUUGUCCAUGCACACCAGGUCCUGCAGCACAUUGCAGACCCUGUGCAUGCGCUGGCAGAGAUGCGGCGAGUCGUCAAGAAAGGCGGGAUUGUUGCGUGUCGCGAGUCGGCGGAGCUGAGCUGGUAUCCUGAUUCCGUGGGGAUAGCCAAGUGGCGGGAAAUUACAGAGCGGAUGCAGAGUGCCAAGGGCGGUAAUCCGCAUCCUGGGCGGAUGAUCCAUGUCUGGGCGAGAGAGGCGGGGUUCGUGGAUGUUAAGAGGAGUGCUGGGGCUUGGUGCUUUGGGGAUGAUGAGGAGAGAGCGUAUUGGGGUGGGUCUAUGGAAGAGCGGGCAAGAUCAUCUGGGUUUGCUCAGGGGGUCGUUGAAGAAGGGUUUGGAAAGCCGGAGGAUUUGGAAAUCAUCGCACAGGGAUGGAGAGGGUUUGUGGAGAAUCCGGAUGCUUGGUUUGGAUUGCUGCAUGGGGAGAUCAUUUGUCGGAAGUGA
Molecule: messenger RNA, 795 nt
Organism: Penicillium olsonii
Lineage: Eukaryota; Fungi; Ascomycota; Eurotiomycetes; Eurotiales; Aspergillaceae
Source: the annotation of a GenBank genome assembly